Hemiscyllium ocellatum (epaulette shark) is the source of this 3873-nucleotide messenger RNA. RefSeq names its product chromosome 47 C19orf47 homolog (gene c47h19orf47). The transcript is spliced from 8 exons. The record is from RefSeq and is a predicted model, not a curated record. The coding region runs from base 28 to 1218 and encodes 396 amino acids. Gene Ontology annotation, cellular component: nucleus. NCBI's taxonomy places the organism in Eukaryota, Metazoa, Chordata, Chondrichthyes, Orectolobiformes, Hemiscylliidae.
CUGGCGCUCCGCGGAGCCGCUGCUAAGAUGGUGUCGGUGACUCUCGCUACGUCAGAGUGGAUCCAGUUUUUCAAAGAUGCUGGAAUUCCACCUGGACCAGCCGUCAACUAUGCUGUUAGCUUUGUGGACAACAGGAUACAGAAGAAUAUGCUCAUGGACCUCACCAAAGAUAUCAUGAAUGAACUGGGUAUCUCUGUUGUUGGAGAUAUUAUUGCUAUUCUCAAACAUGCCAAAGUGGUGUACAAACAGGAACUUGCUAAGUUGGCCACAGAGUCUAUAAGCACUAGUCAUGGAAAUGUGCAAAUUGAUUUAAAAAGAACAGCCAACUCCCCUGCCUCUAGAAUGAUUGCUAACAGUUUGAGCAGAGAGUCCCCACCUUCUACCCCUGUCCGGAGACCUGAAACAAGCACUUCCAAGAUAUCCGUCACUGUGGCCAACAAACUCGCCACAAAGAAAGCAGUUCUCUCUAGACCAGCCGAUCCAGGUCCCGAAACCUCUGCAAAGCGACGUCGUGUGACUGCAGAAAUGGAAGGUAAAUACAUAAUCAAUAUGCCAAAAGGAACAACUGCAAAAACUAAGAAAAUCCUGGAACAGCAAGCCUCGAAAGGUUUGCCAAGAUUGUCUGUUUUUGACAGACUUGGUGCAGAGGCAAAAGCAGACACCACAACUGGGAGCAAGCCAACAGGAGUCUUCAGCCGUCUGGGUGAAGUUGUCAAUCAAAAGAAAGAGAGCAGUGAUGAGGAUGAUGCCGGGUCUGUGCUUCAGUAUGCUGGAGUCUUGAAGAGAGCCCCGGCUGCAACUGCAAAGGAGAGUACAAAGCUCACACUCACAACCACGGAGAAAAUCUUGGCUGCCAAAGCCAAGAAUACAGUUACCACAAUAAGGCGGUUGUCUCUCCCUAAAGCCAGCAGCAGGACGGUCCCAAGCAGUGAGCCCACAGCAGCAGCAUCCACACUCAGAUUGCAGUCAGCAGCUAAAUCUAAGGUCAGUGUCAGACAGAGACUGGGGAGGCCCAGUGCCACAGAGGCAGACACACAGGACAACAAAGUCACCAGCACCAAAAGUCGAGGCAGCCCCGAGUUCACUGUCACCAUCAAGAACACUGCACGGACUGCAGUUAGUACCAAAGUGACCAGCAGCACUGAAGGUCGCCUUGCUCAGAUGGACUCCACAGGAACUGUCAGUGUAUUUGAAAGGCUGGGGAAGAAGCUGAAAUAGUGAGAUCUCACCAAGGCGCGCACAUUAUUUUAUUUUUGUAUGUAUAAAAGGUGCCUCUUUUAGUCACGGAUAAACACCACUUCUGACAAUGACUGAAACACUGUGGUUUGAGUGAUUCCCGAAUACCUCUUUACAGCCAAACAACACGGGAUUAAGUGAUAACGUAACACAAGAGUCUGAUUGAGACAGCACAGAAUUUAAACUGGUUCAACAAUAUUGUGGUGGUACUUUAGGAAUACCACCUUUUUUGUUGUUGCGGCGAUGGGUAGGAGAGAGUUGAAGCUGGCCUCUUUAAGAGUCUGCUAGAUUUGAUACACAUAUUAUAAUCCCAGGUUACUGCUUCACAUUGACGUAAGCUUACUGUCAUACCAAGUCAUUGCCACUGUGUGAUAGUUUAGUGAAGUAUAUCUGAUCACAGUCACAAAGUCAAUGAGCUCUUGGAGCAUCUUAGAUCUAAUUGCUUUGCUUAUGUUGGAGUUUUUUUUUGUCCUCAAUGGGUCUUUGUUGUGGUGGGAUAUCUCAGCACUGAAGAACUGAUGAAUGCAAAACUUUUCAAAAAAACAGUUGCUUUCACAAAAGUAUUUUAUGCAUUUCGAGUGUUUUAUAUCUACCCUGUGUAUGUGUGGACAGUUCCUUCCCAGCAGUUUGUUUUCCACAAUUCCUAGAAUAUAUAAAGUGAUUUUAAUUCUGUUCCUAAUGCCAUAAUUUGAGUUGGUGUGGUGGUUUUGACCUGAUAAUUGGUUUAGCCAGUAAACCUGGCUAAAAGAAGUAAGUUUUUUUAAAAAAGUUUCUUGCUUUAGAUCCAAUGAAAUGGCCAGUAUCCACCAUUAUUGCAAAUGUACGUUUAAGCAAAUUAAACAAUAUUAAAAAUAAUUUGGCAAACAGGAUACAAUAAUAUAUUUGAACUAGCUGUGGCAGUAGUAAUAAGCUGUCAACAAUUGUACUUUGGCUAUUUUGAGCCAGUCCAAUUGCAGAGCAUUACAAUUCAGAUCUGUACUGCCUGUGAUGCAGUUUAGGUACAAUGUGUACAUUGUGUCGAUGUCACCUUUCUUUGAGUUCUACUGUUUUCUUGAGUUUGGUUAUUAAUUGCUGAAAUGCCAAAGCUCUGGCUUUUUGGAAUGUUUCUGACUUUGGAGGAAAUAACUGUUCCAAUAACCAUUAUGGCUUUUCAAUAGAAAGGAUGCACGUGGAUAUCACUAUUAGCUUGGCUAUGUGCAUUGGAAUCAUUUUCUUAGAAUGAGUUGUGUAAUUCCCUCGUUUUGGUCCCUGGUUCACUCCCAACUUAGCUUUUGCUGUUCAAAAAUAUCUUCUUAAAAUCCAGAUUGUGAACCAUUUGUGUAGUUUUUUUUUCUGUUUGUCUGAGGCUGACUUGAUACCACUGUUCUGUUGUGCAGGGAUCCAUACGAUUUUGUUGUCAGUAUGGCCAUUUCAUUUUUAACUUCAUCCAGAAGCAACCUUGGAAAAGCAGAGAUUCAGAAUUUAAGAAUAACCCCAUUAAUCCAGGGAUUUCACCUCAAUGUACACCUUGUGCAAAUACAAUAUUGUAAGACCAUAAGAUAUAGGAGCAGAAUUAGGCCAUUGAAUCUGCUGUACUUUUCGAUCAUCUCAACCCCAGUCUCAUGCCUCCUUCUCCUUACUAAUCAAGGACUUAUCUAUUUCUGUCUUAAAUACACUCAAUGACUUGGCCUCCACAGCGCUCUGCAGCAAUGUGUACCUCUGGCUGAAGAAAUUCCUCCUCAUCUCAUGUCUAAAGGGUCAUCCUUUCACUCUGAGGCUAUGCCUUUAGGUCUGAGUCUCUCCUACGAGUGCAAACAUCUUAUUGUCCACUCUAUCCAGGGCUCUCAGUAUACUGCAAGCUUCAGUUAGAUCCCCUCAUCCUUCUACACUCCAUUAAGUAAAGAUCCAGAGAUUUAUAGCAUAUCCCUUUCUUCAUCAAAUAGCUAAUUGCUAACUGAUGCUGUUACUUGUUUGUUGUCACAUUGACCAUGACUUGUGUUCUUGACAAGUUGUCAUUUCCCCACCUAAAAUUUUCUGAAUGCAAGCGCCUUAAUUUACUUCCAUCCAAACGAGUACACGAUUACCAUUAGCCAAUUUCACCUAGUUUUAUAUCCAUGCAUACACAAAGCAGGAAGUCUGAUGAUGUAACAAAGUUGCCCUGCUGGCUCAUCACCUUCUACAACUUGCUGAUUCGUAAUCGUCAUUUUGGAAGCCAAAGCUGAAACUUUUCUUUGGUCCUUCAGUUUUAUCGGGUCUCUUCUAGAAGCCAUUCGACAGCACUUUAUUUGUACAGCGCUUCUCAUAAAGCAAGUCCCAUCGUGCUCCACAGGAAUGUUAUCAGAAGUACAUUGACACGGAGUUGCAUUCGUUAUUCAGGUACCUAACCAAAAGCUUUAUUGAACAAUUAGGUUUUAAGGAAGAGGAAGGUAGACAGGUUUAAGGGAAGAAUUCCUGAACCUAAAGGUCUAGACCGCUGAAGAAACAGCUGCUACUGACGGUUAAUGUGCACUUGCAUAUUCCUGUACACUUGGAGCACUCAACUGCAUGCAGUUUUCGUGAAUCUUUGUUUCAAGUACUUAUUUUGUUUUGUUUUAUUUGAAAUGUGCAAACAAUGCAAGUUGGCAAACUCUUGGAGCAAUUAAAGAGAAGCUAUUGAAC